Molecule: messenger RNA, 4778 nt
Organism: Meriones unguiculatus (Mongolian gerbil)
Lineage: Eukaryota; Metazoa; Chordata; Mammalia; Rodentia; Muridae
Gene: Tmc7
Product: transmembrane channel like 7
Exons: 11
Coding region: 1388-2605 (405 amino acids)
Cellular component (GO): plasma membrane
Molecular function (GO): mechanosensitive monoatomic ion channel activity
Source: RefSeq, a predicted model, not a curated record
UGUGUCAGUGAUGUUUCUGUUGCUGUGACCAAAUACCUGACAGAAAUGGUUCAAGGGAGGAAAAAUUUACUUGGACCCAUGGCUGCAGGGAAUUCCAGUCCCUCACGGUGGGGAAGGCAUGGCAGUCCAAGCACAAGACAGAGCUUGUUUAUAUGGUGGUAGAUCAGGAAACAGAGAACACUCUGGCCCUAUGACCUAUCUCUGCGAGCUAGUCCCACAUCCCAAAGGUUCCAUGACCUCCCUAAAUUUUCCCACCCACAUGAGCUGUUGGGGGCAUCUCAGAUUGAUGGCAGUUUUGAUGGCUGAAGUCUCUUACUGUUCUAUAGAUUCUGGAAGCCAGGGCCUGAAAGAUGAGCGGCGCCCACGGUCAGGCUUUGGGGGAAGGGAAUGAGUAUGCUGCCAAGAUUGGGAGGAAAUAGAAGUCAGGACCUGGCAGCUGAAGCAGCAGCCUGCAGUUCAGUGUGCUAAGGGGCUCUUCCUGGCAGGCUUCAUUCUGGCUGAGCAAUGUUGUAUUAACUAGGUCUCUAUUGUAUUACAAAUGGCAGAAGCCAACUCUGGUUAGUUGGACCAUUGGGGAAUUGAGUGCACCAAGAGUCGAGGAAGGGGAGAGACCGUUCUGAGAAGAACACAGCCAUGGCUUAGGAACAGCAUCAACAGCAGAGGCUUCCCCCGCUCUGAGCAUCUGUGUGGUGACAGCUCCCUGCAGUGGUGGGAAAUACAUCGGUUUCUAUCAGCCUGCAAUUCCCUGGGUCACAGGCAUAGAAAUCCUAUAAAGGUGGUGUUGACCCUGACCGCUCAGAUGCCUAAUCCCAAACCCCUUCCAUUGUGGUCAGACUCAGGAGACCAGGUUGAGCCCCCGUUGGUGUAUGUCCAGCCCCGGGUUAGGGUCAUGUACUUUGGACGCGAAAUUGCCUCUAAAGACUUGGAUAUUGAAGGCUUGGUCCCCAGAUGGCAGGGCUGAUUGGAGGUGAAUGCAUCGUGAGCGUGCUGACCUCACAAAUGGAGUGAUGCACUGAGGAGUCACAGAUAAUGGGCUGUUAGGAGCUGGGCCCUGUUGGAGGAACAGGUGACAGACUUUGCAUCCCUUCCCUCCCCCCUUCUCUGCUUCCUGGACACCAUGAGGUACUUCCAUCUCCCCUCUCUGCUUCUUCCACCAUGCCCGGCUGCUCUAAUGCCUUCCCCAUCACCUCCGGCCCAGCCCUGGAACCAGCCAGCCAUGGAUAGAAAUUGCUGGAACAGUGAAGCACAUAAGCCUUUCCUGAUUUAAGCUAUCUAUCUCAGGUCAGUGGAAGGGUUCAAAGUCAACCUGAUUCGGAGCGAGGAGCACUUCCAGAGUUACUGUAACAAGAUCUUUGCUGGCUGGGACUUCUGCAUCACCAAUCGCAGCAUGGCUGAGUUGAAGCAUAGCAGCUUGCGGUACGAGCUCCGAGCAGAUCUGGAGGAAGAGAGAAUACGCCAGAAAAUAGCAGAGAGGACCUCAGAGGAGACCUUGCGCAUUUACUCUCUGAGGCUGUUUCUGAACUGCAUUGUGCUGGCUGUGCUAGCGGCAUGCUUUUACGCCAUCUACCUAGCCACCACCUUCUCACAAGAACACAUGAAAAAAGAAAUCGAUAAGAUGGUUUUUGGGGAGAACCUCUUGAUACUGUACCUCCCAUCCAUUGUGAUCACACUGGCCAAUUUCAUCACCCCGAUCAUCUUUGCCAGGAUCAUCCACUAUGAGGAUUACUCGCCAGGCUUCGAGAUCCGCCUGACAAUUCUUAGGUGUGUCUUUAUGCGGCUGGCCACCAUUUGCGUGCUGGUGUUCACGCUGGGCUCCAAGAUCACGUCCUGUGGUGACCACACAUGUGAACUCUGCGGCUAUAACCAGAAACUCUACCCGUGCUGGGAGACACAGGUUGGACAGGAAAUGUACAAGCUGAUGAUUUUUGACUUCAUCAUCAUUCUGGCUGUGACACUGUUUGUGGAUUUCCCUAGGAAGCUCCUGGUGACCUACUGUGCCUCCUCCAAGCUGAUCCAGUGCUGGGGGCAGCAGGAGUUUGCCAUCCCGGACAACGUCCUGGGCAUCGUGUACGGGCAGACCAUCUGCUGGAUCGGAGCCUUCUUCUCCCCACUCCUCCCGGCAAUCGCCACCCUGAAAUUCGUCAUCAUCUUUUAUGUGAAAGAGCUGAGCCUUCUUUACACCUGCAGACCCUCCCCGAGGCAGUUCAGAGCGUCCAAUUCUAACUUCUUCUUCCUGCUGGUGUUGCUGAUCGGGCUGUGCUUAGCUAUAAUACCUCUGACCAUCAGCAUGUCUCGCAUCCCUUCCUCCAAAGCCUGUGGGCCAUUCACCAACUUCAACACCACCUGGGAGGUCAUCCCUCGGACCGUGAGCGCCUUCCCCAGCUCGCUGCAGACCCUGAUCCACGGCGUCACCUCGGAGGCCUUUGCGGUGCCCUUCUUCAUGAUCAUCUGCCUCGUCAUGUUCUACUUCAUCGCGCUGGCUGGCGCCCACAAGCGGGUGGUCGUGCAGCUCCGAGAGCAGCUGUUCCUGGAGAGUCGUGACAAACGUUACCUCAUCCAGAAACUAACAGAAGCUCAAAGAGAUGUGCGGAGCCAGCCGGCUUGAGUGCGAAGAUGCUACCUGAACCUUCUUAGCACGUGACUCCGAUGACCCUACAAAGUCCACCUGGGAUUUGAGUGGAAAUUCUAGGGUUUUGGGUGUUUUGGUGACUUAGCCAAGCAGGCUGACACCCAGACUGACACCUGGAAAGUGGUGGCUCACUGAGGACCCCACCAAAACACUAACUUUCCAAGCUGCUCAGCCUUUAUAAUCAAAAUCAGAGUGGGGAGACUUUUAUUUAUUUUGUUUUUGUUUAGACUUUUGUAUUUUUUUUUUUAAGAAAAGGUUUGUCUUAAUUUUCAAAGUAAAACUGAGUUCCCCCGUCUCUGACGCUGGAUGGUUUCUUUGUAAGCCUUUUUCCACGCUGAGUUGAGCGUCUUCCCAAAGGUUACUGGGGACAAAAUUAAGCCUGACUUAUUUUUUUCAGAUGAAUAGAAAUCUUCAGAUGCUAAGGCCUAGAAACAGGUGAUAAGAAUGUGGAGAGACCAUCCUGGUGGCAGAAAGGGAAUCCGUCCCAGCUCUGUGCUCGAGUCACAUUUGAAUUCCUGCCCACGCCAGUAUCAGCCCUUGAACAGGGGGCGGGGGCAGUUGGAGCCUCAGCUUUUCAGCUCUUCAAGCCUUUUCUGCAGUCUUGUCCACAACUCAAGGGAAAGUGACUUGAGCCGACCAGCUGGCCAGGAGCCUUCACUUUCCACCUGGCCCCGAGUCCUGAGACUUUGUGAAGGGUAAAGCCUUGCAAGGUAGAUGGACAGUUUCUCCGUUUUCCAAAUGUCAGUCCUCUUCCUUGCAUGGAGCUCUUCGUUCCUGAAGGACACCGAACGUUUCAGAGCCAGGCUGCAAUGUGCUGUUUGGUACUGGAGCUGGGGGUUUAUAGGUGUGAUUUCAGAUGUACAUCUUCAGCCUAGACUGUUCAUAAGAACAGCCCAUAAUGCAAACAUAGCUUGGGUUCUGAUUGCUUAAAUACACAUCUCAAAGGGCUAGGUUUUGUUUGCUUGAACUUAAAACUUGGCUUAAGUUUGUAUGUACCUUUGUUUUUAUAAAACAUUACAGAAACAGAGUAUCUCUUGAGAUCUCCACUACAGGAAAAGCCGUAUUUAUAAAUACCUCAUCGUAAGCCUCCUGGAGCCCACCCUGAUUCGAUGUUUUUGCUUUAAGAUCUCUGUCAGCAUGCUGCAGUCUGGUGACGGACAGGUGGCAUCUUCUACUGUUUUUCACUGGCUCCUAACCUUUUACAGUUAGAUUCAUGUUUUAGGAAGCUGCCAAGGAGGAUUUCUCUCCCCUGACCACUGCCUUGUACCUCAAAAAAAAAAAAAAAAAAAAAAAAAAAAAAAAAAAAAAAGGUUGGCUUCUUGUUCUGGAAGCAAAGCAGACUUGUCAUGGUGUACACAUCUGUCUGCGCAUAAAGGGUCCUUUGUUAGGGUGUGUGUGUGUGCACGCUUGGAGAUAGAACUCAUAUCCUCAAGCCCAGCACAGUCAUUUCUUUGAUCUUCCAUGAGGCUGUAUUAACAUAGGAUGUUUUUCCUCCUAUGGGAAUGUGUGCUUCCUAGCCUUCUCUUGUAUUUGAAGAUCUAUUGAGUUUUUGGACCCAACCUCAGGAGUUUUGCGUAAACUCUCCUCAUUUUACAGAUUCUAAUUGUUGGCGUUUUCGCCUAGUGCCUUCAUAGAAUAUCCUUGCCUUCACCAGGCCCCUGAGGAUUAUCUACCUUCCUGUUUGUUUGUGGGAUGGUGGAUAAAAUGAACAACAUGUUUUCUUUAUUAUAAAACAUACCAAAUAUGCCAAUCCAUUUGCUAGUUUUAGUUAAUGCUGCUAAUAUGCAUUUGUCUUACUUGAAUGUUUUGAUAACAUUAAAUAACCAGGCAACGUCUGUAUAGUUUUAAAGUGCAGUUUUCUAACAGGUGUGUGGUAAACUGCUGAUGUACAGUGUCUUGAAAGUUUUAAAGUGUAAUGCUGUGUACUUGAAUCCAGAGAAGCUCCUUGUCAACAAACAAGUGAUGAGGAAAAAUCGUAAUACUCCAUAAAGUUGCUCUUUAUUUUUCACUGAAGUUAGAGGAAGUAGCAUUUUGACAUCUGAUAGAUGUGUUAGAUAUUUUAAGCUUUUUAUAUCUUGGCAUCAUUGAAAGCCACUGUUAAUAUUUAUUGUAUUAUUCUAUAAAGAUAUAAUAAAUACUGUAGCAUAUA